GUUUGCUGUAUUCCACGGUUUAAAUUGUAUGUAAAGUUUUACUUCUAGUGUUUUAAUAUAGUUUUAUCAGUAUUUUUUGUAAGAAUCGUUAGUUUAUUUUUUUGUUUUGUUUUUUAAAUCCUUCGGGGAAUUAGAUAGGGUGAGGAAGAAUCGGUUGGGCAGUGCUGCGAUCUUCUAGGCGAUCCGUUUGCGUUGUCUCCUCCAUUGUGCUUAUCUACCCUCAGGAUAUGCUGAUUGCUUGUCUAUUUUUCGGGGAAAAUUGUUAGUUAAAAAGGCUGAUCUAGGUGAAAAGGGUCGACUUUAUCGGUUGAGGCCGCAGGAUCCAGUCAACCGCGUUAUUCCUUUUUUAUGCACUCGGCCGGUGUUUUGAGGAUGAAGCUCGUCGACCGAGUCGUCCGCAGUUUCUGCGUCGCGAAAGUGUUCAGGGAGAACAGUGAUAAAAUCAAAGGGAUCGAUUUUUCCCCCAACGGCGAUGCUCUCAUCUCAUGCAGCGACGACGACCAGAUCGUUAUAUACGACUGCGAAAAGGGCACCCUCACCAAGACUGUGAACAGCAAGAAAUACGGCGUGGACCUGAUCCACUUCACCCACACCAAGAACACGGCGAUCCACAGUUCGACGAAGGUGGACGACACGAUAAGAUAUCUGUCCCUUCACGACAAUAAGUACAUCAGGUACUUCCCGGGCCACACGAAGAAAGUAGUCUCGAUGUGCAUUUCCCCCAUCGAAGACUCCUUCUUGUCUGGUUCGUUGGACAAGACGCUCCGACUCUGGGACUUGAGGUCUCCGCACUGCCAAGGCAUGGUGCAUCUGACAGGAAGGCCGAUAACAGCUUAUGACCCCGAAGGCCUCAUCUUUGCCAUCGGUAUCAACUCAGAGAGCAUCAAACUCUACGAUUUGAGAUAUUUUGACAAAGGGCCUUUUGUCACGUUCGAACAUGUUCAGGAGAAGGAGUGCGACUGGACGGGCCUUAAAUUUUCCAGGGACGGAAAGACCGUCCUGAUAUCCACCAACGGAUCGACGAUUAGGCUGAUCGACGCCUUCAACGGCACUCCUCUGCAAACGUUCACCGGCCAUCUCAACAACAAGGGCAUCCCGAUCGAGGCGUCGUUCAGUCCGGACUCACAGUUUAUAUUUAGUGGAUCCACUGACGGCAGGGUGCAUGUCUGGAAUGCGGACACCGGCUACAAAGUCUGUGUACUCAACGCGGACCACACCGGCCCCGUACAGUGUGUCCAGUUCAACCCAAAAUUCAUGAUGCUCGCCUCGGCUUGCACCAACAUGGCCUUCUGGCUUCCGACUAAUGACGACUCAGGUUAAAUUCAAGAUUAACAAAAACAAAAAAAUCAUUCCUCAAUUGUAAUUCAAGAAACUUCCACAAAAAUGAAUUAAGACUUGGGUGGAGGCUUAUAUUUUCUUUCCUCUCGUGUUCCUAAUAGAUUUUACUCCCCCAAAAAAAUAUUGAGCAAAUUAUUCUGUCACUUGCUGAUUUAUUAUUAUUAAUAUAUAUUUUUUUAAAAGGAUUUGAGCCUCGACCCAAAAUAUGUUUUGUUCAAUCCCGCAUAUUCUCGAAGAACCAGGGUAGUUCAAAAUGAACUUGUUUGUACUCCCUUCAUGCAAAAAGCANUAUAUAUAUAA
Messenger RNA from Cimex lectularius (bed bug), 1638 nucleotides. It is a transcript of the gene Wdr82, whose product is annotated as WD repeat-containing protein 82. Gene Ontology annotation, cellular component: Set1C/COMPASS complex. Bases 349 to 1320 code for a protein of 323 amino acids. The record is from RefSeq and is a predicted model, not a curated record. The transcript has a single exon. Gene Ontology annotation, molecular function: protein binding; chromatin binding. Lineage: Eukaryota; Metazoa; Arthropoda; Insecta; Hemiptera; Cimicidae.